AUGCCAGAUACAGCUCUGAAAGCCGAUCAACCAAGUCCAAGCUCGUCAAGUCCAAGGAAGAAGGAAGGUACGGGUUUCAGUACAAUCGGCAAUACAAUGUCCUUACCCAUCAAUACCCUCUCUUCGCUAUUAGCAUUACAGGAUGUAGAAGAUCAUAAACCAAAGUUAUCUAAGAUAUCUUGGUUACCUGAUAUAUUCGUAUUCCGAUCAUCUAUCUUACCCAUAGUUCUAGGUCCAGUAUUGACUGUCACACUCUUCUCUGCUGGAGUUGCUGCUGCAAGUCAACUGUGGGGUAAAGAAGUGGGAUUGACAAAUAACGUCGUACCCCUUCUUUCCGUGGUGGUAGGUCUUUUGCUGGUUUUCAGAAACUCAUCUGCGUAUGAGAGAUAUGCCGAAGGUCGAAAAGAUUUUACCGCACUGAUCUCCAUCGCUCGUAAUCUAUCUCGUAAUAUCUGGGUCGCAGUCAACCUUCCCCCUCCACCAUCCGAUAGUUCUCAACCCACCAUGUCAAGAAGACAAUUGACCGCGGAAAAGAGAAAGGUGAUAAGAUUGGUAGUGGCAUUUGUGGUAGCUACGAAACAUCAUUUAAGGGCUGAAGGCGGCGUUCAUCACGAUGAUUUGAAGGGAUUACUGCCAGCCAAAUUAGCAGGAAACGAUAUCCGUCGACUCAAAUCAGCUAUCUCAAAUUCCAGUCUUCGUGGUUCAGCCAACUACGGUAAUCAAGUAACAGAUUCUCCUGAUACGAUGACUCCGAGUCAUUCGACUCCUGGGCUUAUCGACUCUCAAGAAGAUGAAGAGAGUGUCGUCGGACUGGGUAAUAAUCCGCAUACACCUUUCUCACCUUCCCCUUCGCUCAACAAUCUCGUUCAUUCACCUCAUCCCAAUCAAACUUCGUUCUCCACCGAGGAUAGCGCUCCUAAUGGAGUAAGACCCAAUUAUCCAAGGAAUAUCAGUAACGUGAUGAAGAGACGACCGACUGCUGUGAGAGUAGUUGAUCCGGAUGAAUAUCACAACGAGUCGGAGCAAACUCCCACUAUGAGUAAAUCAAGUACUGGUACCUGUACGGGCAAAACGACCGCGAAUGAGAGGACUCCAUUGAUCAAAAAGGGAGUUAAGCCCGAUACCGGUAUGAUGGUCAGGGCUGAACAGGGAUUGGGAAGGAUGGUAGAAUUGGGUUUACCUUUGAUCAUUUCACAUGAGAUUAGUAGAUCUAUCUUUAGGUUUAGAAAGAUGGGUUGUCUCGAAGCUGUGGGACCGGCAGGUAUGAACGCUCUUCAAGCUGCUGUAUCUGGUAUGACAGAUCAACUCGGAUCAAUGGAGAGGAUCGUUCAAACUCCCCUUCCAUACAUAUUCUGCGUCCACCUCAAACAAGUCGUUUCCCUAUACCUAUUUAUCCUACCUUUCACCCUAGUCGACGCAAUGGGUUGGAAAAUGGUUUUCAUCAUGUUCGGUAUUAGUAUGACGUUCAUGGGUAUUGAAGGUAUAGCAAGUAUGAUCGAACAACCUUUUGGAACCGAUCCCUGCGAUUUAAAUCUUGAUUUAUACUGUACCGAGUUACUCUGUGAAUGCGAAGCCAUACUUGAACGACUUCCCGAAGGAGAUCAAGAGGAAGACUUGAUCAUGUUUGAAAGAGAUAAUCAAAUUAGGGAUGAUUGGGGAGCUGAUGAUGGUGAUGGUGAAUAA
This is a messenger RNA of Kwoniella mangroviensis CBS 8507, 1683 nucleotides long. RefSeq lists its product as uncharacterized. Gene Ontology annotation, molecular function: chloride channel activity. The coding region runs from base 1 to 1683 and encodes 560 amino acids. The transcript is spliced from 12 exons. The record is from RefSeq and is a predicted model, not a curated record. Lineage: Eukaryota; Fungi; Basidiomycota; Tremellomycetes; Tremellales; Cryptococcaceae.